AUGAAAUUCGCUAAUGCUACUAUUAAAGGUGAUUUUGAGCAAAUCAAAUAAAUUCAAUCAAAAUGGAAAAAUUAAGAGAUAAGGAAAGAAAUAAAGAAAAUAUAAAAAGAUUAAAAUUUAAUUUUAUAGAGGAAUAAAAUUAUGAUCUUCAACUUCCUAAUGUUUUUAUAACAACAAAGCAUUAUUAUACUAAACCUAAAAGUAUUUCAUCACUUAUAAUGAGAGAGUCCAAAAAUGAAAAAGAAGCAAUCAUUAAGUUUUUAUUUAGGACCUUAAUCAAUAUGUUUAUCAAAAAAUUAAAGAAACCUUGAACUAUCAACUUUAGAGUCUAAUUACAAAAAGUUUAAGUAAUAAUUAAUAGUAAUAUUAGAUAAUGUUGUUGUUCCAUAAAAUAAUCUCCAAGAAGAAAUCUAAAAUCAAGGUUUAUCAAUUGAUAGAAAUUUCAAUUUUAAAGAAUUAGAUGGCAUCAAUUUCCUGAAAGUUUAUAUAGUAUCCAAAGAAAAAGGAGAGACAAAUUAGAUGAUAUAUUUCGAAAUUAAACUUGUGAGAAUUCUAUUUUUAAUUUAAAAUAAUAUGAAGAACAAAAUUUUCUAUAGUGUAUGAUUAGAGUAUGAUUUUAGAAUUUAAAAAAUAAAAGGAAAAUAAAUAAAAAGAUUACCAAGUCGAUCCUUUUUACACAAUGCUUAUUUCUCUAUCUUAUCUGUAAAUGGAAAAAGAAUGUCGAUAAAGAGUAAAAAAAGUCAUUUAAUUUUCAUUACCAAAAAAAGAUUUUAACUGUCUCUGAUACAUAUUUUUGUGUAUAAAUUACUGUUAUUAAUAAUGAUUUCAUUAAUACUAGAAUAUUAAAAAUGUCGAAAAAAGACGAUAACGAAGAAAAAAAAUAAAUUAAAUCAAAAUUGUUGGAGAAUUUGGUAAAACGAUCAAAGCCUUAGAUUAUAAUAAUAAAUCAACAUUUACUGAGGGAAAUUUAAAGAUUUAUUGAAAAGGAAUUAAAUUAAUGA
Paramecium octaurelia is the source of this 1001-nucleotide messenger RNA. The record is from the annotation of a GenBank genome assembly. Lineage: Eukaryota; Ciliophora; Oligohymenophorea; Peniculida; Parameciidae.